AUGGCGCCCAUCGCAGUCUCUCCACCACCCUCCACCAGAGGCACCCAGCAGCACAACGACCUCUCCAGCUAUAAGGGAUACGACCAUGUCCACUGGUAUGUUGGCAAUGCCAAACAGGCGGCUGCUUACUACACAGCCCGCAUGGGCUUCGAGCGGAUCGCAUAUAGAGGCCUAGAAACCGGGUCCAGAGUCAUCGCUUCGCAUGUCGUCGGGAACGGCGAUAUCACGUUUGUCCUCACUUCCCCCCUGAGGUCGCUGGAUGAUUUGUCGCAGUUCAGCCCUGAAGAACAAGCUCUGUUAACGGAGAUCCACUCGCAUCUCGAAAAACAUGGCGACGGCGUCAAGGAUGUUGCCUUCGAGGUGGACGACGUUGAGGCCGUGUUUAAUGCUGCCGUGAAGAAUGGGGCCAAGGUUGUUUCUGGUAUCAAGACGCUGGAGGAUUGCCAGGGGCAGGUCAGAGUGGCUACUAUACAGACAUACGGAGAUACAACACAUACCUUGGUCGAAAGAUCUGGGUAUAACGGCAUUUUCCUACCGGGAUACCGUGAGGAGAAUACCAAAGACCCCCUCUCGAGCCUCCUGCCUCCGGUUAUCCUGGAACAUGUUGAUCAUUGUGUUGGGAAUCAGGAUUGGGAGGAGAUGGAGAAAGUUUGCGAAUAUUAUGAGAAGGCUCUAGGAUUCCACCGGUUCUGGUCCGUUGACGAUAAAGAUAUCUGCACUGAAUUCUCCGCCCUGAAAUCCAUCGUCAUGGCCUCGCCCAACGAGCGCGUGAAAAUGCCCAUUAACGAGCCGGCAAAGGGCAAAAAACAAUCCCAAAUAGAAGAAUACGUCAACUUCUACAGCGGUGCCGGUGUCCAGCACAUCGCCCUGCGCACAAAUGAUAUCAUCCGCGACAUCACCAACCUGAAAGCCAGGGGUGUGGAGUUUAUCAAAGUUCCCGAGACGUAUUAUACAGAAAUGAAGCAGCGUCUGGAGCGCAGCGGGAUGAAGCUGAAAGAGGACUUUGAGAUGCUGAAGAAGUUGGAUAUUCUUAUUGAUUUCGAUGAGGGAGGUUAUCUAUUGCAGCUGUUCACUAAGCACCUCAUGGACCGUCCCACCGUUUUCGUCGAGAUCAUCCAACGCCAUAACUUCUCCGGCUUUGGUGCUGGCAAUUUCAAGUCUCUCUUCGAGGCUAUCGAGCGCGAGCAGGCCUUGCGGGGUAAUUUGGUUUAA
Messenger RNA from Paracoccidioides lutzii Pb01, 1212 nucleotides. Its product is annotated as 4-hydroxyphenylpyruvate dioxygenase. Gene Ontology annotation, biological process: L-tyrosine catabolic process. The transcript has 4 exons. Gene Ontology annotation, molecular function: 4-hydroxyphenylpyruvate dioxygenase activity. The coding region runs from base 1 to 1212 and encodes 403 amino acids. The record is from RefSeq and is a predicted model, not a curated record.